AUGUCAUAAACAGAACUCAAACAAUUACAUGACUCUAAUUAAGUAUUAAACAAACUCAAACCAAUCUUAAAGAACAAUUAAACCAAUUAUUUCAGUCCUUAAACAAGAACAGACUUUGCUGGCAAUCAAAUUAUUAAAGGAGGUAAUCAUAAAAUUGUAUUCUUACCGAUCUCAAAUUAAUAAUCUCCUAAUGUUCCAACUUCUAACAAUAUUCAAAUCAAUAGUGAGUCUUCUGAAUCAGAUUAAGAAAUUAUACAAAAUAACAACAAUUCUAAAGAUUAACCCUUUCUUUGUUUAAAAUAAAAAUAAUAUCAAUAGACCUAACCACUUAUUGUUAAUGAAUCAAGAUGUUGUUUAAUAUUUUGA
Paramecium sonneborni is the source of this 366-nucleotide messenger RNA. NCBI's taxonomy places the organism in Eukaryota, Ciliophora, Oligohymenophorea, Peniculida, Parameciidae. The record is from the annotation of a GenBank genome assembly.